Klebsormidium nitens is the source of this 1001-nucleotide messenger RNA. NCBI's taxonomy places the organism in Eukaryota, Viridiplantae, Streptophyta, Klebsormidiophyceae, Klebsormidiales, Klebsormidiaceae. The record is from the annotation of a GenBank genome assembly.
GCUGCAUGACCCAGGUUUCACGAUUUUUUCACGUUCCCUAGUUACUUGGAACUUUCAACACCAUCUUGACCGUAGCGGGCGAAAGCGAACGCCAAUCUCGAGCUCUUUGAGCCGUCCAACAAAGUGCUUUUCUCAUGAACAUGGUACAGCACGCGAAGCGCACUGCCCAACAUAGCGCUAGCGGCGGCGCCCAAGCUAGCUAGGACUAGUCUUAGGCGCGCUGCAUGCGAAGUCGUCUACAAAGUGGACAACGUUGGAGGUGAAGAAGUGCCCUCCUUGCACAGCAGACAGCAGCAAUCGUUAAGCAGCAGGAACGAGUUUGCCAGACAUGGUCUGUGCAAAGUGCGAGAAGAAACUAUCAAAGGUGGUGGUGCCAGACAAGUGGAAGGAAGGUGCGAACAACACUACUGAGGGAGGGGGCCGAAAAAUUGGAGAAAAUAAGCUUCUGUCAAGGAAGAAUAGAUUUCAACCUUACGGGACAUCAGCAAAAUGCACCGUGUGCAAAAGUACGUUGCACCAAGAGGGGAAAUAUUGUCAUGCUUGUGCUUAUAAAAAGGGUAUAUGCGCAAUGUGUGGACGGCAGGUUCUUGACACGACAGCCUACAAGCAAAGCAUGCAAUAGUCCCGUAGAAGUGGUUAGUUGCUUUUGGCUUGCUGACAUGUGUACAGAUUGACAAUGCUUUUUACUACUUGGAUUUUUAGAGCAGGUGCAACAGAGAGCAGGUGCAACAGAGUCGAAGACGAUAAGUCCAGGAUAGAAACAGAAGGGUUAAUUGGACAACUUGAAUUCUUGGUGGCCCGUUCAUGUACCAUAAGAUUCUUGAAGUAGUCUUCAGGUGGGAAGGCAACAUGCAAAGAGCAUUGUACAUGGCCACCACCAGUCGUUACUGAAUUAGAUUGCAUUCUUGGUCUUGUGUUACAUGCAUCGGCAAGGAUUCCUCAAUCAUUAGCAACUUUUGAACUUUCAAUGUCUAUCCUAUAAUGAUACGACUGAACAUGCA